Molecule: messenger RNA, 11409 nt
Organism: Jatropha curcas
Lineage: Eukaryota; Viridiplantae; Streptophyta; Magnoliopsida; Malpighiales; Euphorbiaceae
Product: E3 ubiquitin-protein ligase UPL2
Biological process (GO): ubiquitin-dependent protein catabolic process; protein polyubiquitination
Cellular component (GO): cytoplasm
Molecular function (GO): protein binding; ubiquitin protein ligase activity
Source: RefSeq, a predicted model, not a curated record
ACACAAGCCCACCCCUUCUCUUUCUCUUCUUUGCUUUGGGGUUUCGCCUCUCUCUCUCUCUCUCUCUCUCUCUCUCUCUCCCCUCCUCUGUCACAAUCUCUCGCCUUCUUUUUUUUUUCCUUUUCCUCCCUCUCUCCAGUGUUCACUCGGAUGUGUAUGUAUCCAUCGUUUCUCUAUCUAUCCUCUUUCAGUAGUAGUUGAAAGUAGAGAAGUCGAGGCGUGAUGGCAACGAUAAGAUCGAGCUUGCCUUCAAGGCUUCGGCAACUUCUGUCUGGUGAAAGCGUUAUUGGCCCUUCUAUAAAACUCGACUCUGAACCACCUCCUAAAAUUAAAGCAUUCAUUGACAAGGUGAUCCAGAGUCCAUUGCAAGAUAUAGCAAUACCCCUUUCUGGCUUUCGCUGGGAGUACAGCAAGGGGAAUUUUCACCACUGGAGGCCAUUAUUUCUGCAUUUUGAUACUUACUUCAAGACAUACUUGUCUACUAGGAGUGACCUUGUUUUGUCAGAUGAAAUUUCAGAAACUGAUAGUCCAUUCCCAAAGCAUGCAGUUCUACAAAUAUUACGGGUGAUGCAAACAAUUUUAGAGAAUUGCCAUAACAAAAAUUCAUUCGAUGGCUUAGAGCAUUUCAAGCUCCUACUUGCAUCAACAGAUCCUGAGGUGCUUAUAGCUGCAUUGGAGACACUUUCAGCCCUUGUGAAAAUCAAUCCUUCUAAACUGCAUGGGAGUGGGAAGUUGGUUGGAUGUGGCUCAGUAAACAGCUAUCUUCUGUCCCUUGCACAGGGCUGGGGAAGUAAGGAGGAAGGAUUGGGCUUGUAUUCUUGUGUUAUGGCAAAUGAGAGAAGUCAGGAGGAAGGGUUAUGUUUGUUCCCAUCUGAGGUGGAAAAUGAUAAUGACAAGUCUCAGUCCCGUAUUGGUUCUACUCUGUAUUUUGAAUUGCAUGGUCUCAAUGCUGAAAGUAGUAGGGAUAGUAGUGGCAGUAUGAGUUCUUCUAGUUUGAGAGUUAUACACAUGCCAGAUCUGCAUUUGCGGAAGGAAGAUGAUCUGUUGCUGAUGAAAAAGUGCAUUGAGGAGUACAAUGUUCCUCCUGACCUUCGAUUUUCAUUGCUAACCAGAAUUAGAUAUGCUCGGGCUUUUCGUUCUCCCAGAAUAUGCAGGCUAUACAGCAGGAUUUGCCUUCUCGCGUUCAUUGUGCUUGUUCAGUCUAGUGAUGCUAAUGAUGAACUUACAUCCUUUUUUGCUAAUGAGCCUGAGUAUACAAAUGAACUAAUUAGGAUUGUGCGAUCAGAGGAAAGUGUUCCUGGAACCAUUAGAACUCUUUCAAUGCUUGCCCUAGGAGCUCAGUUAGCUGCAUAUUCUGCAUCUCAUGAGCGGGCACGGAUUUUGAGUGGAUCUAGUAUCAGUUUUGCUGUGGGAAAUCGCAUGAUUCUCCUGAAUGUGCUUCAGAGGGCUGUUUUAUCUUUGAAGAACUCCAAUGAUCCAUCUUCUCUAGCCUUUGUUGAAGCACUUCUUCAGUUUUAUUUGCUUCAUAUUGUUUCAUCAUCGGCUUCAGGGAGUAAUGUUAGGGGGUCAGGAAUGGUUCCUACAUUUUUACCUCUGUUGGAAGAUUCAGAUCCCAAUCAUAUGCACCUUGUCUAUUUGGCUGUCAAAGCCCUACAAAAGCUCAUGGAUUACAGUAGUUCGGCUGUGUCACUGCUUAGGGAAUUAGGGGGAGUAGAGCUUUUGGCACAAAGGUUACUGAUAGAAGUACAUAGAAUUACUGGUUUGGUGGGGGAAAAUGAUAAUUCAAUGAUCCGUGGUGAAUGCUCCAAAUAUAAUGAUGAUCAUAUCUACUCUCAGAAGAGGCUAAUCAAGGUUCUUUUGAAGGCACUUGGAUCUGCUACAUAUGCUCCCUCAAACAAUACGAGAUCCCUAAAUUCCCAUGAUAGUUCUUUACCUUCUACUUUGUCACUGAUAUAUGGGAAUGCUGAUAAAUUUGGGGGUGAUAUUUAUUACUCAGCUGUGACUGUUAUGAGUGAAAUUAUCCACAAGGACCCAACUUGUUUCCCUGCUUUGCAUGAAAUGGGUCUUCCGGAUGCAUUUUUAUCUUCAGUGGUUGCUGGACCACUUCCUUCUUCUAAGGCUCUUACGAGUGUUCCAAAUGGUCUUGGUGCUAUAUGUCUUAAUGCCAAAGGCUUAGAAGCAGUAAAAGAAACUUCAGCUUUACGGUUUCUUGUUGACAUCUUCACCAGCAAGAAGUAUGUUUUAGCAAUGAAUGAAGCCAUUGUUCCUUUGGCAAAUGCUGUUGAAGAGCUUUUGCGGCAUGUAUCUUCACUGAGAGGCACUGGUGUAGAUAUAAUUAUUGAGAUUGUUGAUAGAAUUGCUUCCUUUGGGGAUAAUAGUUCUGCAGGGCCAUCAGGGAAGGUUGGUGGGAAUACUGAAAUGGAAAUGGAUUCCGAAGUGAAGGAAAAUGAUGAGCAUUGUUUGGUUGGUGCAGUUGAUUUAUCUGCAGAAGGCAUCAGUAAUGAGCAGUUCGUUCAACUGUGCAUCUUUCAUUUGAUGGUUCUGCUUCACAGGACAAUGGAAAAUUCAGAAACAUGUCGUUUAUUCGUGGAGAAGUCUGGAAUUGAAGCUUUACUGAAGCUUCUGUUGCAACCGAGUAUUGUCCAGUCAUCUGAAGGGAUGUCUAUUGCUUUGCAUAGCACAAUGGUUUUCAAGGGUUUUACUCAACACCAUUCUGCACCUCUAGCACGUGCAUUCUGUCUUUCUCUUAGGGAACAUCUAAAGCAAGCUUUGACUGGGUUUGGUGUGAGUUCAGGUUCCUUUUUGCUGGACCCUAGGGCAACACCAGAUAGUGGGAUCUUUUCUUCACUUUUCCUUGUUGAGUUCCUUCUGCUUCUUGCUGCAUCAAAGGACAAUCGCUGGGUAACUGCACUUCUUACAGAAUUUGGAAAUGGUAGCAAAGAUGUUCUGGAGGAUAUAGGUCGUGUACAUCGUGAAGUGCUUUGGCAGAUUGCUUUGCUUGAAGAUGCAAAACUGGAAGAUGAUGGUACUGGUUCUGCGGCUGAGGUGCAGCAGUCUGAGCUGAGUACAAAUGAAACCGAAGAACAACGAUUUAAUUCUUUCAGGCAGUUCCUUGAUCCAUUAUUGAGGAGGAGGACAUCAGGCUGGAGUAUUGAAUCCCAGGUUUUUGACCUCAUAAACCUUUACCGUGACCUUGGACGUGCGACUGGGUUUCCGCAACGGUUGAGCAUUGAUGGUCUUUCAAAUCGCUUUGGAUCGAAUAGUCAACAACAUCAUUCUGAAUCUUCAGAUGCUUCUGGGGCUUUAAGUAAAAAGGAAUAUGACAAGCAGAGAUCCUAUUAUACUUCUUGCUGUGACACAGUGAGAUCACUUUCUUUUCACAUUAUGCAUUUGUUUCAAGAGUUGGGGAAGGCAAUGUUACUUCCUUCUCGUCGACGGGACGAUACUGUGAAUGUUUCCCCUUCUUCUAAAGUUGUGGCUAGUACUUUUGCUUCUAUUGCUCUGGAUCACAUGAAUUUUGGUGGUCAUGCAAGUCCUUCUGGUUCAGAGGCAUCAAUAUCAACCAAAUGUCGCUACUUUGGCAAGGUUAUUGAUUUUAUUGAUGGCAUUCUACUGGACAGGCCUGAUUCUUGUAAUCCAAUAUUGUUAAACUGCUUAUAUGGACAUGGAGUUGUUCAAUCAGUUUUGACGACAUUUGAAGCUACCAGUCAAUUGCUCUUUGCAGUUAAUAGGGCCCCUGCAUCUCCCAUGGAGACUGAUGAUGGGAAUGUAAAACAGGAUAUUAAGGAAGAUGCUGAUCAUUCAUGGAUUUAUGGUCCCUUAGCUAGUUAUGGUAAACUUAUGGACCACUUGGCGACGUCAUCAUUUAUUUUAUCUCCAUUUACAAAGCACCUGCUUGCACAGCCUUUGGCAAAUGGGGUUUCACCUUUUCCGCGAGAUGCUGAGAUGUUUGUUAAAGUCCUCCAGUCUAUGUUGCUGAAGGCUGUACUUCCUGUUUGGACUCACUCUCAGUUGUCUGAUUGCAGUAAUGAUUUCAUCAGUACAGUCAUUUCUAUUAUUAGGCAUGUUUACUCAGGGGUGGAAGUGAAGAAUCUCAAUAGCAACACCAGCACUCGCAUUACUGGUCCUCCUCCAAAUGAAACAGCUAUUUCAACCAUUGUUGAGAUGGGGUUUUCCAGGUCUAGAGCAGAGGAGGCUCUAAGGCAAGUUGGAUCAAAUAGUGUGGAACUGGCAAUGGAGUGGUUGUUCUCCCACCCCGAGGAGACCCAAGAAGAUGAUGAACUUGCCCGUGCACUUGCCAUGUCUUUGGGGAACUCAGAAUCAGACACAAAGGAGAAUGAUGCAAAUGCCAAUCCUCAGCAGCUUGAAGAAGAGAUGAUCCAACUUCCUCCGGUUGACGAGUUGUUAUCAACAUGUAUAAAACUUUUGCAAGUGAAGGAGCCUCUUGCCUUCCCUGUUCGUGACCUUCUUGUGUUGAUUUGCUCACAAAGUGAUGGCCAGUACAGGUCUAGUGUCAUCUCAUUUAUUCUUGACCAAGUGAAAGAUCAAAAUCUUACUUCUGAUGGCAAGAAUUUUACCAUGUUAUCUGCUCUUUUUCAUGUACUGGCCUUGAUUCUCCAUGAAGAUGCAAUGGCACGAGAAAUUGCCCUAAAGAAUGGUCUGGUUAAAAUUGUUUCUGAUUUACUUUCACAAUGGGAUUCUGGUCUGGUGGACAAAGAGAAGAAUCAGGUUCCCAAGUGGGUGACAACAGCAUUUCUUGCAGUUGAUCGCUUACUACAGGUGGAUCAAAAACUGAAUUCUGAGAUUGUUGAGAGGUUAAAAAGGGAUGAUGAGAACAACAGUCAGCAAACCUCAAUCACAAUAGAUGAGGAAAAGCAAAACAGAUUCCAAUCUGCACUAGGACCUGAGCUAGUCCAGCCUGAAGAGCAGAAGAGACUUAUUCAGAUUGCUUGCCAUUGUAUCAAGAACCAGCUUCCAUCUGAGACUAUGCAUGCUGUUCUGCAGUUGUCCACUACUCUCACUAGAACUCAUUAUAUUGCUGUUUGUUUUCUUGAAUCUGAGGGUGUAAGCUCACUGUUGAAUUUGCCAACUAGUAGCCUUUUCCCUGGUUUUGACAAUAUUGCUGCUACUAUCAUCCGUCAUGUCCUUGAAGAUCCCCAAACCCUUCAGCAAGCAAUGGAAUCUGAGAUAAAGCACAGCCUCGUGGCUGCUGCUAACAGACAUUCCAAUGGAAGAGUCACUCCACGUAAUUUCCUUUUAAAUUUAAGUUCUGUCAUUUCUCGAGAUCCAGUGAUAUUUAUGCAGGCUGCUCAAUCUGUUUGCCAAGUUGAGAUGGUAGGUGAAAGGCCUUAUGUUGUGUUGCUGAAGGAUCGUGAGAAAGAGAAAAGCAAAGAGAAAGAAAAAGCAUUUGAAAAAGAUAAAUUGCAAAUUGCUGAUGGGAAGGCUAAUUUGGGCAAUGUGAAUGCGGGCAGUGUGCAUGGCAAACUUCAUGAUUCAAAUUGCAAGACUGCCAAAGCACACCGAAAAUCUCCCCAGAGCUUUAUAACUGUGAUUGAGCUUCUUUUGGAUGUAGUAAGUAGUUUUAUACCUCCCUCAAGAGAUGAUGCAGUGGAAGAUGUGCCACAUGAUAAGCCAUCUUCAAGUGACAUGGAUGUUGAUGUUGCUGCAAUUAAGGGAAAAGGAAAAGCCAUAGCCACUGUUUCUGAAGAGAAUGAAGCUGGUAGCCAGGAAGCUUCGGCAGUUCUUGCAAAGGUUGUAUUUAUCCUGAAGCUUUCGACAGAAAUUGUGCUACUGUAUUCUUCAUCUGUUCAUGUGCUGCUGAGAAGAGAUGCUGAAUUUAGUAGCUGUAGAGGGCCUCAUCAAAAGGGUUCUACUGGUUUGUGCACCGGAGGAAUAUUUCAUCACAUUCUCCACAAGUUUAUUCCUUGUUCUCGAAAUUUCAAGAAGGAAAAGAAAUUGGAUGGUGACUGGAGGCAUAAACUGGCGACCAGGGCUAGCCAACUUUUGGUUGCUUGCUGUGUUCGCUCAACCGAGGCAAGGAAGAGGAUUUUCGCAGAGAUAAGCUAUAUUUUCAGUGAUUUUGAUUCUUGCAAUGGUCCUAGGGCACCAACAAAUGAUAUACAAACAUAUGUUGAUCUUCUCAAUGAUGUACUGGCUGCCCGAACGCCUACCGGUUCAUACAUCUCACCGGAAGCUGCCGCCAGUUUUGUAGAUGUUGGUCUUGUUAGGUCCUUGACCCGAACUCUUGAAGUGUUGGAUCUGGAUCAUGCAGACUCGCCUAAACUUGUAACUGGCCUCAUUAAAGCUCUAGAGUUGGUGACUAAAGAACAUGUCAACACAGCAGAUUCUAAUACUGGGAAGAGUGAUAAUUCGACAAAACAUACUCAGAGCCAAUCAGGAAGAGCUGAGAAUAUGGUUGACAUAUCCCAGGCCACAGAAAUUGUGCCCCAAUCCAACCAUGAUUCUGCAGCUGCUGGCCAUGUUGAAUCAUUUAAUGCUGUCCAAAACUUUGGUCGAUCUGAAGCUGUUGCAGAUGAAAUGGAACAUGACCAAGAUAUUGAUGGUGGUUUUGCCCCUGCAACUGAGGAUGAUUAUAUGCAGGAAACAUCUGAGGAUAUGAGGGGUCUUGAAAAUGGCAUGGACACUGUUGGGAUACGAUUUGAGAUCCAGCCUCAUGGGCAAGAAACUCUUGAUGAAGAUGAAGAUGAGGAGAUGUCUGGAGAUGAUGGAGAUGAGGUAGAUGAGGAUGAGGAUGAUGAUGAUGACGACGAUGAAGAUGAUGAGGAGCAUAAUGAUCUGGAAGAGGAUGAAGUCCAUCACUUGCCACAUCCUGAUACUGACCAAGAUGAUCAUGAUAUUGAUGAUGAUGAGUUUGAUGAGGAAUUGUUGGAGGAAGAUGAUGAAGAUGAGGAGGAAGAUGAGGAUGGGGUUAUACUUAGGCUGGAGGAGGGUAUAAACGGGAUAAAUGUUUUUGAUCAUAUUGAAGUUUUUGGUAGAGACCAUAGUUUCCCCAAUGAAACUCUCCAUGUGAUGCCUGUUGAAGUUUUUGGUUCUAGACGUCAGGGGCGAACUACAUCCAUUUAUAGUCUUCUGGGUAGAAGCAGUGACAAUGCUGCACCCUCACGUCAUCCCCUUUUAGUUGGACCAGCUUCAUCACAUUCAGCCUCUGCCAGGCAAUCUGAGAAUGCUCGUGAUAUGGUCUUUUCAGAUAGAAACUUGGAGAACACCUCAUCUCAGUUGGAUACUAUUUUUCGUUCAUUGAGAAAUGGGCGUCAUGGACACCACCGCUUAAACUUAUGGAGUGAUGAUAACCAGCAAAAUGGGGGAUCUACUGCAUCAGUACCCCAAGGCCUUGAGGAAUUGCUUGUUUCUCAGUUGAGGCGACCAGCUCCUGAGAAGUCUUUGGAUCAGAGUGCUUCAAUGACAGAACCGAAAAGUAAUGGUGAGGUUGGUCAGUUACCUGGACAAGAUGCAGCACAGCCCGGUACUAUUGUUGAAAAUAAUGUGAAUAAUGAGAGCAGCAAUGUGCCUCCUCCCUCUUCUGUUGCAGAGGCAAGAUCCAGCAAUACUGAGAUGAGACCAGUCACUAGUGAUUCUCAGUCGCAAUCUGUUGAAAUGCAGUUUGAACAGAAUGAUGCUGUUGUGCGUGAUGUUGAAGCAGUAAGCCAAGAAAGUAGUGGAAGUGGGGCAACUUUAGGGGAAAGCCUUCGGAGCCUAGAUGUUGAAAUUGGAAGUGCAGAUGGCCAUGAUGAUGGUGGAGAAAGGCAAGGUUCAGCAGAUAGAAUGCAUUUGGAUCCGCAGGCAACUAGGACAAGAAGAACCAAUGUGUCCUUUGGGAAUUCAACAACUGUCAGUGGAAGAGAUGCAUCUCUUCAUAGUGUUACUGAAGUUUCGGAAAAUUCUAGCAGAGAAGCAGAUCAAGAUGGUCCAGCUGUGGAGCAGCAGAUUGGUGGUGAGGCUGGCUCUGGAUCAAUUGAUCCAGCAUUCUUGGAUGCACUUCCUGAAGAGUUGCGAGCCGAAGUUCUUUCUGCCCAACAGGGUCAAGUGCCGCAACCUUCAAAUGCUGAGCAACAGAACACUGGUGAUAUUGAUCCAGAGUUCCUUGCGGCCCUUCCUCCAGAUAUCCGAGCAGAAGUUUUGGCACAACAACAGGCACAAAGGCUUCAUCAAUCUCAUGAACUGGAAGGUCAACCGGUUGAAAUGGAUACAGUUUCUAUUAUUGCAACAUUUCCUUCAGAUUUGCGCGAAGAGGUUCUCCUAACUUCAUCUGAUGCUAUUCUUGCCAAUCUCACUCCUGCUCUUGUUGCGGAGGCUAACAUGUUGCGAGAAAGAUUUGCACAUCGUUAUCAUAAUCGAACGCUUUUUGGUAUGUAUCCUAGAAGUCGCAGGGGUGAGUCCUCUCGGCGGGGUGAAGGUAUUGGAUACAGCCUGGAGAGAGCUGGGGCCGGUAUACGCAGGUCUGUCAAUGCUAAGCUUGUUGAAGCUGAUGGAACUCCUUUGGUGGAGACAGAAUCUCUCCGAGCUAUGAUACGAGUGCUCCGCAUUGUUCAGCCACUAUAUAAAGGUCCUCUGCAAAGGCUUCUCUUGAAUUUAUGUGCACAUGGUGAAACUCGAAUUGCUUUGGUGAAAAUCUUGAUGGACAUGUUGAUGCUGGAUACAAGAAAGCCUGCCAACUAUUUAAAUGCUGCUGAGCCAUCGUAUCGGCUCUAUGCUUGCCAGAGCAACGUGAUGUAUUCUCGACCACAAUCUUUUGAUGGGGUCCCACCUUUAGUAUCUCGGCGUAUACUGGAGACACUGACUUACUUGGCUCGGAAUCAUCCCUUUGUGGCAAAAAUUUUGCUGCAGUUUAGGCUCCCUCUCCCGGCAUUACAGCAGCCUGGGUAUUCUGAUCAGUCACGUGGCAAAGCUGUGAUGAUGGUGGAAGAGUAUGAAACAUAUAGAAAGCAGUAUCAAGGAGGAUAUGUAUCCAUUGCGUUGCUUUUAAGUCUCUUGAACCAACCUCUUUAUUCGAGGAGUGUAGCACAUCUUGAGCAGCUGCUCAACUUGCUGGAGGUAAUCAUUGACAGCGCUGAAUGCAAGCCAAGUUUUUCUGGGACUGGUAUCGAAGAACCAGCUGCUCCCCGAAUUUCAUCACCUGAUGCUAAAAUAAAUACGGAAGUUGGCAGCACUUCUGCUGGGCUUAAUGUUUCAUCAUCUGCUGAUGUUGAUUCCUCCAAAUCCACAACUUCUGUUGCAAAUAACGAAUGUGAUACUCAAAGUGUGCUACUGAACCUGCCACAAGUGGAACUUCGACUUCUGUGCUCAUUCCUUGCACGGGAAGGUCUGUCAGAUAAUGCAUAUACUCUUGUGGCUGAGGUAAUGAAGAAGCUUGUGGCAAUUGCACCAACUCAUUGUCAUCUGUUUAUUACUGAGCUGGCUGAUGCUGUACAAAACCUAACGAAAUCUGCUAUGGAUGAACUACACCUGUUUGGUGAAGAAGUAAAAGCACUUCUUAGGACAACAUCGUCUGAUGGAGCUGCAAUUUUAAGGGUUCUGCAGGCAUUAAGCUCACUUAUUGCCUCAUUAGUUGAGAAAGAGAAGGACCAGCAGCAGAUUCGUCCAGAGAAGGAGCACAGUGUUGCUCUUUCUCAGUUGUGUGACAUCAAUGCGGCUUUAGAGCCUUUGUGGCUGGAGUUGAGCACUUGCAUAAGCAAAAUUGAGAGCUACUCGGAUGCUGUACCUGAUUUGCUACUUCCAAAAACUUCCGCAUCAAAACCAUCUGGAGUAACACCUCCACUCCCUGCUGGAUCUCAGAAUAUCUUACCCUACAUUGAAUCCUUCUUUGUAAUGUGUGAAAAGUUACUUCCUGCACAGCCAGGUUCCAGUCAUGACUAUGUUGCAGUUUCUGAAGUUGAAGAUGUGAGUUCAUCUGCUGCCCAGCAGAAAACCUCAGGCCCUGUCUUGAAAGUCGAUGAAAAACACAUUGCUUUUGUGAAAUUUUCUGAGAAACACAGAAAACUCCUUAAUGCUUUCAUCCGCCAAAAUCCUGGGUUGCUUGAGAAGUCAUUUUCACUCAUGCUGAAGGUUCCCCGAUUCGUUGAUUUUGAUAAUAAACGGUCUCACUUUAGAUCAAAAAUUAAACAUCAGCAUGAUCAUCAUCAAAGUCCCCUGAGAAUUUCUGUGAGAAGAGCUUACAUUCUUGAAGAUUCAUAUAACCAACUGCGCAUGAGGUCAACCCAAGAUUUGAAAGGGAGGUUGACUGUCCACUUCCAAGGAGAGGAAGGUAUUGAUGCAGGCGGACUUACAAGGGAAUGGUAUCAAUUAUUGUCCAGGGUUAUUUUUGACAAGGGUGCACUACUUUUCACAACAGUGGGCAAUGAAUCUACAUUUCAGCCUAACCCCAACUCUGUUUACCAGACGGAACAUUUGUCAUACUUCAAAUUUGUUGGGAGAGUUGUGGGGAAAGCACUUUUUGAUGGGCAACUCUUGGAUGUUCAUUUCACUCGGUCUUUCUACAAGCAUAUUUUAGGAGUUAAAGUUACAUAUCAUGACAUUGAAGCUAUUGAUCCGGAUUACUUUAAAAACCUUAAAUGGAUGCUUGAGAAUGAUAUCAGUGAUUGUCUGGACCUUACUUUCAGUAUUGAUGCUGAUGAGGAGAAGCUUAUACUGUAUGAACGGACAGAGGUAACAGAUCAUGAACUGAUUCCUGGUGGACGCAACAUUAAAGUCACUGAGGAGAAUAAGCACCAAUAUGUUGAUUUAGUCACUGAGCAUCGGUUGACAACGGCUAUUCGUCCUCAAAUAAAUGCCUUUUUGGAUGGAUUCACGGAAUUAAUUCCAAGGGAGUUGAUAUCUAUUUUUAAUGACAAGGAAUUAGAAUUGUUGAUAAGUGGUCUUCCAGACAUUGAUUUGGAUGACAUGAGGGCAAACACCGAGUAUUCCGGCUACAGUGCUGCAUCCCCUGUUAUCCAAUGGUUUUGGGAGGUGGUUCAAGGGUUCAGCAAGGAGGAUAAGGCUCGUCUUCUGCAGUUUGUGACAGGCACCUCCAAGGUGCCUUUAGAAGGCUUCAGUGCACUUCAAGGGAUAUCAGGUUCUCAAAAGUUCCAAAUACACAAGGCAUAUGGAAGCCCUGAUCACUUGCCUUCCGCUCAUACUUGUUUCAAUCAGUUGGAUUUACCAGAGUAUCCUUCAAAACAACAUCUAGAGGAGAGGUUGCUGCUUGCGAUUCAUGAAGCCAAUGAAGGGUUUGGUUUCGGUUGAUUUUGACAAUCAAGGGAUAGCUUGUGUAGAUAACAAAAAUAUUAUACGUCACAGGGGCUUCCUUGCUAUCAGAUGAUGAGUUGUUAAUAUAUUGUACAGUCCAAUAUUGGAUAUGGGAAAUGCUUCUUCUGGCAGUUUUUAAAUUUGCCAACCAUUGUUUUUCUUUUUUCU